Nerophis ophidion (straightnose pipefish) is the source of this 3764-nucleotide messenger RNA. RefSeq names its product coiled-coil domain-containing protein 171-like. The coding region runs from base 284 to 3487 and encodes 1067 amino acids. The record is from RefSeq and is a predicted model, not a curated record. Lineage: Eukaryota; Metazoa; Chordata; Actinopteri; Syngnathiformes; Syngnathidae. The transcript has 21 exons.
UACUAGGUGGGCGGGAUCAACAUAUCUCAUUGGCUAACUGGUUUGCAAACAUCCUACGAGUCACUUAACUGAUUUAAGUAGAUAUGUAUUUUAUUUUGUGUAAUAAUAGCAUUGUUUUAGUUAGAUUACGGCAGUUUGAAAAAUGGAUAAAAGAUUAUAAAAUGAUCUGAAGAAAGCGGACAGCCAAUCACAGCUCGAUACGGAAAUGACGUGAGACACCUAAAGAUGGCGUCUGAUUCAAACGGCUAGAUUUCGUCUUCAUCCAACAAGCUGGUAGGGAACCAUGAAGAAUAACCCACUGGAGCAAAGACCACCCAUCCUUGGGAGGGGCGACGCAGUGGAGACUGGGACAACGGCAUGCUGCCAGAGCAGGAACAAGGUAGAUACCCCCCCGCAGCCAGGAGGAGACACGAGUGACAGCAGCGAUGCUGGAGGAAGGGGGGCAUCCCUGGCAAGGCGGAAGUCAAGUGGCAUCCAGCAAACUGGGAGAAGGAGGAGGAGAAUCCAUCAGCUGGAGAAAGAAAAGCUGGAAAUGACAUCCGCACACAACCAGCAGCUGUGCACACUGGAGGCGGAGCUGGCCCGGCUCAGGUCCUCAGUGGAGCGAGGUGAAGCCCAAAGAACAGAACUUCAGUACCAGCUGGUGGUCAGCCAGAGAGACACUCAACAAGCACGUCAUGCUAACACAACCCUCACAGAUCAUGCUGCAGCGAUAAAGCAGACUGUCCGGGAGCUGCAGAAGGUUCUGGAGAUGACUCAGCAUGCCAGGAAGGAGGACCUGCGUGCUUUGCAACAGGAAGUAGAUGAGCGUGAUGCGUUGAUUGACAGCUUGACUUUAGAGAGUGAACGACUGCAUCGCCUUCUGCAGUGUCAGGAGGAGGCGCUGGAGGUUGGUGAGAGGAGGAUGGUGGUGCUACAGAAGGAGCGAGAAAAAGACAUGGAGGCGGCACUUGCAGUGGAGCGGCGUAGUCACCAGGAGGCUCAGUGCAAGCUGGAGCAGCUGCAAGGACAGUUGAGGGAAGCGGAGAGAGAGAGGAGAGAGCAAACUGAGCGUGCUCAACAGCGGUUGCAGGCAGAGCACGAACAGUGCAAGUCUGAGCUGAGUGUCGCCUUGGAAACACAAAGGAGAAUGACCUUUAAACUCAAAGCAGUGCUCGAAGAGGAGAAGAGAGCACACGCCAACACACACCUGCUCUUGAAACAGGUCCCAUGCACACAGUCACACACACACCUUGACAGCUGGCAAUGCCAAGUAUUGUCAUGUAUACCACAAGAUUUGAUGUCUUGUGUUCAGGCGGUCAAGAGAGAAGCACAUUGUCAGAAGGCUCUGGAAGAGAUCAAAGAAGCUAUCAAACAACACACACAUGCAGGUUGUACUCCCACAAAAGAUGAUGGGAAACAGACUCCUGCUGACAUCAUGCAUCUGCUCAAGUCCACACUUUGCAGACAGGCGCGAGCUGACCACCAGGUCCAGGAUUUGCAGUUAGUGUGUGAAAGGUUACACGAGGAGAAGCAGACGCUCCAAGAGCUGACCGUCGAUCAGAAGCGUUGCCUCCAAGAAUCCGGACAGUUGUCACUCAAGUUGCAGGAGGAAGUGGCCCGCCUACGAACGGAAAGCAAUGGUUGGUCUGCAAAGACGGAGGAGCUGGAGAAGGAGAAGGAGGAGAUGUCAAAUGCCCACCUGUCCUUCCUCCACUCAAUUCAUCAGCGAGUACUGGUGGGUCAUACAGUUCUCAGUGAACCUCCAAGCACGGCAGCGGCUUUCACCAGGACGGAGCUGUGUGAUGUCAUCAACCAGCAGGUGGAGCUGCUGAUUUCCAACGUCCAGGAGGCCAAAAACAAGGUGGACCGUCUGCAAAGCGUGUGCGAGGAGAAAAGCGCAUGCAUGCAAGAGCUGCAGCGGAGUCAUGAGUGCGUGUUAGCGGCAAUGGAGGAGAGGGUGAGGAUACGAGAAGAGACUAAGAACAGCCGACACGCCCACGAGCUGCAGGUAAAUCACUGUGAGUGCCGCUCGCUUCGGGAUCGAGUCAGCUCUUUGACCUCUGACCUGUCACGACUCCACGACUUUCUCCUGCGAAGCCGCAAGAAGUCUUCCUCCUUCAUGUCAGCUUGUGCGCUUCUAGCUGGCGCGACCGUGAAUGCCGAGCUGCGGGUGCGCAGUCUCUGCGAGCAGAAGCGUCUUCUGGUCGCACGCUUCGCGGCCAGAGAGGAGCUGGAGCAGGAGCUGAGGCGGUUGGCCGGCGCUCUGGGAGGAGACGAGGACGAAAGAGGAGGGCAUGGGAGGCGGGCAAGAAGACGUUGGAGGAAAUACGCUUGCGUGCUAUCGGCUCUCAGGCGGUUACGUGCCUUCGCAAAGAGGAGCACGGUGUUGUUUCGGGUGGAGAGAGGAAGCGGCAGGCCAGCAGUAUAUGUCGCAACAGCAACUUUGAUGGGACAAGAUGGAAGCAAUUACGUUGGCUGUGAUGGUCGUGACGCCGCAUGCGUUCGCUGGCUUCGUUCCAAAUCUCUCUCCUCUGCCAUCUUGUCCUGCAUGGCAGACCUGCAAAGGGCGCUAGCGAGCACCCCUCCAGGUGUGACGUCAGCGGCUCGGUCUGGGUUGUCGCGCCUCUUGGAUCAACUUAUCACUCCCCCAGAAUCCGGCCCAGAGAUCCUGGAUCAGAUAAAACUGACCAGACACAGUCAGCCCCUUAGCAGCUUGAAGAUCCUGGUGUCCGGCCUCCAACAGCACUUUCUGCUCUUCAGCCAACGGCUGCACUCAGCCGAAGUGGAGCGGCGCAGCCUGAGGCUUGAGAUGGCUCAACUGAGGAAGGCAGAACAACAACAGGGACCGACCUGCAGGACGGUCCCAGCGCAGCACUUUCACAGUGUCUGCACAGAGCUCCGCCAGGCGCUCAGCAGAGAACAGGAAGCUCAAAACCUCGCUCGGGAACAAUCAGCGCAACUCGAUGCUCUGCGGCUACAAGUCAAUACGCACGCUGCUGAGCAGGCCAACGGCCACCAUGCACUCAGCCACAUGGCAGAGAUGUUGGCGGAGGUUCGGCGGCGCCUUAAAGUAAAGGAGCGCACGCUGAGGGUCCUGGCUAAACGCCUGUCGCGGGCUCAGGAGGAGAAGCGCAUCCUGCGAGGGCGUCUGCGACGUAUUGACGAGCAGCUUCAGGACGCUAACAGGCCCCAGGACCAUGUGAUCAACUACGAGAAUGCGGCGGGGCAGCACUACAAAGAGCUCACAGGCGGUCUUAUCCAAUCACUUUCUUGUCCGUCAGCUGAGCGCUGUCUACUAACCUCACCCGUACAUCAUGUGAAGCCAUCUGGAACAGACAGCAUCAUGGGAGCAUGUCAGGUGUCUGAUGUUCAAGCCCAGCCCACUCCUGGCCCGCAUCCACACUACCUGCCUCCCAAGGACAAGAAACGUGUGAAGAGAGCAAAGGUCAACACAGGAAGGGAACGUCUUAAAGGUUCGAGAUGUCCGAAGACGCUUUUUUCCUAAAUCUUUGAAGCACUUUGAGUGCAUGCUUGCAACAAAAGUGACGCAUCAGCUCGCCCUUCAGCGAGUGUGCACCUCCUCAAGUCCUCAGGGAUCCAUGCCUCCAGGGUGUGUGUGUGUGUGUGUGUGUGUGUGUGUGUGUGUGUGUGUGUGUGUGUGUGUGUGUGUGUGUGUGUGUCAGGAGCUUAAGUCGCACACAACUUGAACAGAACAAGUUUUUUGCCUUGAUGACUGCUCAUCUGAACAAAAAGGGGUCAAUAAACUUAAAAGGACAAACAGU